Messenger RNA from Racocetra fulgida, 315 nucleotides. Lineage: Eukaryota; Fungi; Glomeromycota; Glomeromycetes; Diversisporales; Gigasporaceae. The record is from the annotation of a GenBank genome assembly.
GUUCUUGACGAAAAUAACGACGAAGUCCUAAAUUCAUCAAGUUAUCAUGAAGAGCAUCAUAAUAGGAUCACAUUUGGACCUCUUAUUCAAGAAACGCAAGAAUGUGAAGGCAAAUACAAUAAAGUUAACGAGAUCGAAGUUUUGGUGAAAACACAUAAGAUAGAAGUUUUUGAAUGCACACAAAUAGAAGUUUUGCAAACUAUAGAUAUAGGUGCGUCUGCGACUGUUUACUCUGUAGGCAUCCAACGACAAAAGUAUGCAUUGAAAAGCCUUAAUAUUAAUACAAAUUGGAAUAGCGAAAGAUUCAUUAAUGAG